UCCACGACGUCGUCCUCCCCCUGUGUGUGUGUCUGCAACAACAGCAUGGCGCUAACUGGAGUGACAGCGGGGCUGGGGGGGUGAGUGGCCAGUAUGGCAGUGCCCCCCCCGUAGGGAGCUGUACCGUCUGCUACUGGCUCUGGUCCUAGUGCCCCCACCGCGAUGGCCCCCACCCCUCACCUGUACUGUUUCCAUACUCAGCCACGGGAGGAGGGAUAGGAGUCUGAAGGUAUCCUCCUUCUGUACAGAGGCCCUGACCAUAUGCAACUCCCUCCUCCGUCCGCGCACCCCCUCCCUCUCUUUCACCCCCCCCAGGCAUCCAACCUCCCCCUCCCCACCCUCCUAGGGGGGCCCACCCCUGGACCUCCCUUCCCCAGCUCCCUGGACAACCACCUACCUCUGGUUCUUCCAGGGCUCUCCGGCGGCCAGAGACCCGUUUUCAUCCGUUACGACAAAGAGGUCGAGGAUGUGGAGAUUUCGCUAGAGAGCGAUUCGGACGAUAGCGUGGUCAUCGUGCCACAGAGGAUGCUGAUGUUAGAAAGCCAAGAUGGCACCAGCGCUGCGGCCACUCUUCCCAGGUCUUCCUUAGCACCAGGUGGCGUCACACUCCCCGUGCCCUGUCCAGGGGGCGACAUCUCCCUCCCCCUUUCCAACGACCUUCCCUCUACCUCCCUCCCUCACCCUCUCCUCCCCUCCUCCACCAUCAACUUGUUCCCUCCAUCUCCGCUAGUCUCUCUGGUUCCCCCUCUCAACUCCACCGGUGUGGCCCAACUCGGGGAACCCUCUGUGGGGUUAGGAGUCGGGGCUGACUCCCUGCAUGGAGCCCAGCUCCAGCAGAUGUUGCUCCAGGGCAAGCCUCCAGCACCAGGUCAACCUACAGCACUGGGUCUCCCCAUACAGGUUCACCAGAACCAGUUAGCCCAGUCCAGCAGAGCCCUACAGCAGCAACAGCAAUCCAUUGACGAAGAUCACACUGUCAUUAAUAUCAACAGCUCUGAUGAAGAAGAGGAGGAGGGAGAGAUGGAGGAUGAGCUGGAAGAGGAGGAAGAGAGCGAUUUCCCAGAUCAGGAAGAAUAUGAUGAUGAAGAGCUUGAUGAUUAUGAGGCGGAAGAGGGGGAGGAUGAAGAAGAGGGAGAGAUUCGGCUGUUGGACGGAGAAGGGAGGAGAGGAGGGAUGGGAGGACGAGAGGAAGGAGAGGUGCUCAGAGGGUUGGCGGAGGAGGGAGGGAUAGGAGGAUUCCGAGUGGAGAGCGAGGGGGAAGGAGGGAUAAAGGCUCAGGAGGUAGAGAGCAUCGGAGUGCUGGAGGAAGAGGGAGAGGGAGAGGAGGAUGAAGGAAUGAAUGACCCGACCAUGCCUCAGAUCCUGUGUGUGACGGGCGGAGCUCAGAGAGAGAGAGAGGAGCUAGAUGAGGAAGAGGCCGGGCAUGGGCAGAAAGUGAGGUCAUGGGAGCAGAAGGGAGGCAAUCGGCCGGAGGGAACGUCCUCUUCUGAAGACGGUCCUGCUGCUCAACACCAACAGGAGGCGGAGCCUGCACCGGAAGUGAGGGUGGACGCUGACGAUCAGCCAUCCAAUCAGGAGGGAGAAAUAUCCAAACAGGGCGGCGACAAUACCGGACAAGAUAUGAGGUCAUCAACCGCUCCGAGGGAGACCAAGGGAGAGGGGCCUGAACGAGAGAAAGAAGGAAAAGAGGGAGAGGAUGGGAGAGGGAUGAAGAGGAAGAGAGGGAGAGGAGGAAGGAACAGGACAGGGAACAGAGAAGAAAAAGAAGCGAUGGCGUCCAUGCUAGCCGACUUCGUAGCCUGCCCUCCGGACAAUGUAGAAAAUGUGCCGUCUGCAUCCAACCGGCCAUCCUAAACCAGGCCAGACACGGCUCCAUCACAGUACCAUCAGAAAAACUCGAUUUAGAGCCUCUUCCAUAGUCUCACACAUUCUUUCAUUAUCAACAUACUGCUAACACAAUGUUCCAAACAUCAACACACUGAGGCUGGGUUUAGACAGGCACCCCAAUUCUGAUCUUUUUUCCACUCAUUUGUCUUUGUUUUAUUUUUUUUACACCACUUUUUCUCCCCAAUUUCGUGAUAUCCAAUUGGUAGUUCGUCUGGUCUCAUCGCUGCAACUCCCGUACGGACUCG
This is a messenger RNA of Salmo salar (Atlantic salmon), 2132 nucleotides long. Lineage: Eukaryota; Metazoa; Chordata; Actinopteri; Salmoniformes; Salmonidae. The record is from RefSeq and is a predicted model, not a curated record.